Molecule: messenger RNA, 1416 nt
Organism: Melanaphis sacchari
Lineage: Eukaryota; Metazoa; Arthropoda; Insecta; Hemiptera; Aphididae
Exons: 3
Coding region: 76-1416 (446 amino acids)
Molecular function (GO): nucleic acid binding
Source: RefSeq, a predicted model, not a curated record
UGAUCUAUUUAAACACUUAAUUAUAUCCUGAUUUUUUUGUUAGUUUUUAUUUUAUUCGACCAUUUAUUUAUAACGAUGGAUAAUAGAGACGAAACAGAAACUGCAAGCCCACCAGAUGAAACAUUUCCAUCACCAAUAAAAAAAAAUAAACGAGGAAAAAUAAUCAGUUUUGAUGAACGGUUAAAAAUCAUUAAUAUGUACAAGACAAAUUUGGAGAAAGAUCCUAAUGUGUCCAUAAGAAAUAUGAGACGGAUUAUUUCGAAAUCUAUGGGAAUUGGCGACUCAACUGUAUACAGGAUAAUCAAUGAAUAUAAGAAGAAAAACACAGUGACUUCUCCAAAACGCAAAAGGGUAAGAGAAAAUAUUUUCCAUUUAUAUGAUGACUUCUCGAGAAAUUCAGUCCGCAGACAUAUACAUAGUAUUUGGUUUCGACGUGAAAUUCCGACCAUCGAUAAAAUUCAUAGACUAGUGUCUAAUGACGACAGUUUACCAACUAUAUCGCGUACCAAUUUAUUUAAACUGAUAAAAGAUCUAGAUUUCCGUUAUUGUAAGCGAAGUCGUAAUAGUGCCCUAACAGAAAAAAACGAAAUCGUUUUAUGGCGUAGACGAUAUUUACGGACAAUACAAGAAUACCGAGAACAGGGUCGUCAAAUUUAUUAUUUAGACGAGACAUGGGUUAAUACUGGCGAAUGUCCAAAUAAAGUAGAUUCAACAUUACAAUCCCACUGUGAUGCAUUCCCUGAAGGGCUCUCAACCGGUGCUCCGAAUUCAAGUGAUGGCAAAUGUAAACGCCUUAUUGUUUUACAUAUCGGGUCUGAAGAUGGGUUUGUUUCCGGUGGGUUGUUAUAUUUUGAAUCGAAAAAAAACUCAUAUGAUUAUCAUGAUGAGAUGAAUGGCAAAACAUUUUAUGAAUGGAUGGAAAACAUUUUACCUCGACUACGAGACAACUGUGUUAUAGUAAUGGAUAAUGUGCCGUAUCACUCGGUAAAGAAAGAAAAAGCACCGACAUCGUCUACAAGGAAGGCCGAUAUAAUUUCAUGGUUACAAAAUAAAGGCGAAGUUGUUGAUAAUACUAUGGUUAUCCCAGAACUAUUGGACAUUGUUAAGAGAGUCAAGCCACUUUAUAAUAAGUAUGUUAUAGACGAACUCGCCGAAGCUAGCAAUAAAACAAUUUUAAGGCUACCUCCUUAUCAUUGCGAGCUCAAUCCCAUCGAACUCGCAUGGUCAUCCGUCAAGAAUCACGGUAUAAAACGAGUAGAUGGAAAGAUGUGGAAAAACUUUGUAGAGCAUACGAAAAAAGAAGAAAAAAAAUUUUGGCAGAUAGAUUAUAUUGUAGACGAAGUGUUGGAAUCGGAGAUAUCAAAUUUGACAAUGACAAUCACCGGAGAUACAUCAUCAGAUUCCGAGUCCGGCUAA